AUGAUUGUAUUCAGUGAGUGGUCAAACGAAGGAUGUCACGUGAUGUCCCACAACAAGACCCACGUGACCUGCUCCUGUGAACAUCUCACCAGCUUUGCCGUGCUCAUGUCUUACUCCGCUCACGAAACGAAGGAGUUGGACUUCAUAACCUACUUCGGCUGCUGUUUGAGUCUCGUCUCAAUGUUGCUUGCAUUCGUCACGUUCACCUGCUUCAAGAACUUGCGAUGCGAUCGAAACAGCAUCCACAAAAACUUAGUCGCCAACCUUUUCGUAGCUGAGUUGAUCUUCUGUCUCGGAAUCAAUCAACAACUGACAAACAAGCCAACCACACACCAGACACUCUGCAGCGUGAUAUCCAUCUUGCUUCACUACUUCUUCCUGACCUCAUUCUGCUGGAUGUGCAUGGAAGGCGUCCACCUCUACAUUCUCCUUGUCGUCGUCUUCAAUGGUGCAACAUCUCACCUCAAGUACUACUGUGCUCUCUCGUACGCUGUACCAGCCAUCAUUGUCAUCAUCAGCAUGUCCGUCAACAUCGAAGGAUAUGGGACUGAAGAUCACUGCUGGCUGUCCACGGAGCAUGGCUUUUCCUGGGCUUUCCUGGCACCUGUCAUCUUCAUCCUAACGAUCAACUCGGUGGUCCUGUCCGUGACGAUAGGGACCAUGUGCAGGCUGAAACUCAACACUCCACAGGCCUCAACCGACAACAACGUGCUCACAAAUUUUUCGGCCCUGGUGCUCAUGGUGAUCCUGGGGUCAACCUGGUUGUUGGGCGUCUUCAACAUCAACCAAUCCUCAAUCACCAUGGUCUACAUCUUCACCAUCCUCAACACCUUGCAGGGCUUCCUCAUCUUCCUCUUCCACUGCCUACUCAACAAGAAGGUUGGUUGGUUGUGCUGUCGGUGGCAGGUUGUUUCUUCACACCACACCUUUGAAGGGUCAUUCAAGCAAAUUUUCUUUUUUAUUUCUUUUCUUCAACUUAUUUGA
This is a messenger RNA of Helobdella robusta, 984 nucleotides long. RefSeq lists its product as hypothetical. Gene Ontology annotation, cellular component: membrane. The transcript has 8 exons. The coding region runs from base 1 to 984 and encodes 327 amino acids. Gene Ontology annotation, molecular function: G protein-coupled receptor activity. The record is from RefSeq and is a predicted model, not a curated record. Lineage: Eukaryota; Metazoa; Annelida; Clitellata; Rhynchobdellida; Glossiphoniidae. Gene Ontology annotation, biological process: adenylate cyclase-activating G protein-coupled receptor signaling pathway; cell surface receptor signaling pathway.